Molecule: messenger RNA, 1362 nt
Organism: Oxyura jamaicensis (ruddy duck)
Lineage: Eukaryota; Metazoa; Chordata; Aves; Anseriformes; Anatidae
Product: olfactory receptor 52E4-like
Biological process (GO): G protein-coupled receptor signaling pathway
Cellular component (GO): membrane
Molecular function (GO): olfactory receptor activity; G protein-coupled receptor activity
Source: RefSeq, a predicted model, not a curated record
GAAAUGUCUCUGCUUUGGGCCAUGCCCAUGGAGUCAGGUGGAACAUCUGCUGCUAAGGUCUCGUGAAGCUGAACACGUGCACAGAGCUUGUGUGGCCUGUCCUGGGCUGUUCAUCCAUGGCCGAUGACGGAGUGAGGUUCCUUGGACAUGGAACUGUGAGCCUCUCUGAUCAUAAGCUGGGAACCAGCUCCAUCUUUAAAAAUGCAAUUGCUUUCUCAUACAUGGAGUCACUAUUUCGGUAUGCAGUAACCUCACAGGUGCAGCUUAUGCCACCAUUCAACCUUAGCAGCUUGACUCCAGCAACUUUCAUCUUGGCUGGCAUCCCGGGCAUGGAAAAGUCACACAUCUGGAUCUCGAUCCCCUUCUGCUCUAUGUAUCUGGCUGCCCUGCUGGGAAAUGGUGCCCUGCUGUUUGUUGUGAGGACGGAACAAAGCCUCCACCAGCCCAUGUACCUCUUCUUGUCCAUGCUGGCUGUCACUGACCUGAUGCUCUCAACCACGACUGUGCCCAAGAUGCUGGCUCUGUUCUGGUUCAGCGCAGGGGAGAUCUCCUUCGGUGCCUGCCUGACCCAGAUGUUCUUCCUGCACUUCAGUUGCUCGGCAGAGUCUAUGAUCCUGCUGGCUAUGGCCUUUGACCGGCUUGUGGCCAUCUGCUACCCCCUGCACUAUGCGGCUGUGCUGACGCAGUCCGCCGUUGUCAAAACAGGGCUGGUGGCUUUGCUGAGAAGUUUUUGCACCAUUUUCCCGUGUGUAUUCCUGCUGAAGCGGCUGCCCUACUGUGGGCACAACGUCAUCCCGCACACCUACUGCGAGCACAUGGGCAUCGCCCGGCUGGCCUGCGCUGACAUCUCCGUCAAUAUUCUGUAUGGCCUUGCAGUGCCUUUUGCAGCAGUAGUGCUAGAUAUUGUGCUCAUUGCUGUCUCCUACGUCUUAAUUCUUCAGGCAUUAUUCAGACUCUCUUCCAGGACUGCCCGCUGCAAGGCUUUCAAUACCUGUGUCUCGCAUGUUUGUGUUAUAUUUCUUUUCUAUAUUCCUGCUAUUUUCACUAUUUUAACUCACCGCUUUGGUCAGGAAAUCCCGCACCAUGUCCACAUUCUGCUGGCCAACCUGUACGUGCUCUUCCCCCCCCUGCUGAACCCCAUCGUGUAUGGGGUGCGGAUGCGACUGGUAAAAGAGAAGUUAAAGAAAGUGUUUCUCUGCCCCUCAGUGCAUUUUCUGCAAGAAUAAGAGUGAGAUGUCACUCUGAGGAAGUAAUGAAUACCUCAGUGGGACUUGAAGCCCACCCAAAUCCUCCCUCUUGGCAACCACAAAUGGGGAGCACAAUGCACACCCCGCAACACUUUCCCCAACAGUUUAUAGAAAA